CAGGCAAAGAGAGCAUCCUGGGCCAUGUGCACCUGUAUCCAUGAAUAGCCCCCAUGCCUAUGGCGCCGGGAGGCAGGGGAUGAAGGUCGCAGAGCCCAAAGGUCUUGUGUCUCAGCUCCUCGGGAGCUGGUUACGAGCCAUCCGAGAGACCAUUGCAAUCCUGUUGCAGUUUGCAGAAGAUCAGACCCAAUGGUUACUUCAAACGGCUGCCAGUUACCGUGUCCUGAAGGCCCUGUUCCCAUUUCUGGAAUCUUUUGCAAGAAGCCAACACGUAAGUUCUGCUGAGCUCACGACAAUCCCCAGCAAGAACCAAGAAGAGAUAGCAGGCAGUAGCCAGAAAGAUCCCACUAAGAACCACCGGGACGAAGAUGGCACAGCAUUUCCCUCCCGCUCCACAAGAGAGAACACAUCUCUGCCCUCUCAGUCAAUCUACACCUUGUUUGACAAAGAUGGGCGGCUGGAUGUCUUCCGCAUGCGCAAGCUGGUCUACGAGAGAGGCACACAUCCCAGUGAGAGGAAGAUCACCUGGAAGUUUCUCUUUGGGGUGUACCCGGAGAAAUCCACAACUGAAGAGAGGAAGGAGCUGGACCAGCAAAUGUCCUCUCAGUAUCGGUGGAUGAAGCGCUCGUGGAAACAGCGCUUCCCCUGGGCUGCCGUAAUGAGGGUUCAUUCCGACUUGGAGCUUUCCUUGGCAAUCCAGAGACAUGACGAACAAUGGAGGGAAGCUGAAACAGCCAGUCCUCCUACAGAUAUCUUUGAUGAGCAUAGCCUGCCCUUCCAGCACAUUAACGAGCAACAGUUCCAAAAGGCGCUGCAAGACAUUGAUGCCGACGUACCCCAGACGGACAGACACCGGACAUUCUUCCAACGCGAAGGACUAGUGAAUCUGCUUUACCUCCGGGAAAUUCUCGUCACGUACGUGGCCUUCCACCAAGACAUCGGAUAUUGCCAGGGCAUGAAUGACUUUGCCAGCCGCUUUCUGGAGACCCUGGAAAAUGAGACUGAAGCCUUCUGGUGCUUUGUGGGCUACAUGAGACGUUCAGCGUGGAGUUUCACCACCAUGGGUGUUCGCCGCAAGACACAAAUCUGUGAGGAGCUUCUGAAACACGUGGACCCAGAACUGUAUGACCACAUCGAGAGCGUGUCCAGUGACAAGCUGCUCUUUUGCCUCAGGUGGCUGCUGCUACUUUUCCAGAAGGACCUAGACCAUUCUGAUGCUGUGAGGGUCCUAGAGAUCAGCGCCUUGGAAUCUGAGAGGAUGAAUUUUGGAGCCUGGAUCUGGCUGACUCGUAGGGAAGGUGAGGAGUCCCUGCCAGGCCCUUUCACAUCUGUAGAUCGGGAGGAAAUCACGUUUGAAGUGCUGCUUUGCAUUGCUGUCCUGAUCAAGAACAGGAGGAAGCUGCUGCAAUACCAGGACGUCAGUGACUUUUACCUGUUUGCACAGAGGUUGCAGGGGAGACUUCAGCUGAACACACUGCAUGGAGAAGAGCGGCGGUAAUGAGUGACCUCUUGAGAGCAGGGAUCUAAAGAGGACUACAAAGAACACCCCACCCCCCAUGGACUUGAGUGGUCCCUGAAGGAAGAAAUGAGAUCACCAUCUCUUUGGAAGCCAAUCUCCAAUGAAGCUAUAAGCAAUAUCAACCUAGAAUUUUGUCACAGCCUCUUAAUAAGCAAACAUAGAAACUAGGACACCUUCUCCACCUCGGACCUAAAUAUCCUACAAUAUUAGUUUCUGCCCAUUUCAAACGAGAUGUGGCUCCCACUCAAGGGAUGCUGUGAGUUGCAGUUCUGUUUAAAGUUGUUGGGCUUUCUAACCAAAGGCACAUGUACACUACAGACUUAAAACUGAUUUAACAGUCAUUCCAGCUCCUCAGGACACACGGGGAACUACCGCUCUGUCUGUAGAGAUCUCUCAGCACCUUCACCAAAAUUACAGCUCCCAGGAUUCUUCGAGAGAAAGCCAGGACAGUUAAAACUGCAAUAAAACCAAUAUACAGGUUUGUAGUGUAGAUUUGCCCUAAAACUUAUCGGCACAUUCACAAAACAAAUGGCAAUUACCAGUGUUCAUUACCAAUGAAAAACACCCAGGGCUAACCAUUUUGCAUGAUGAACCAAGGAAAAUGAGGAACGGUUUGGAGAGCAAAAUUGUGCCUUGAACCCAGAGAGAUGACAGACACACUGAUAUUUCUGCAAAAUGUCUCUUUUGAGCUGUGGCUGUUUGCGGGGAGGGGAUUCAGGGACCGUACAGAUGCUUAGAAUUCUAAAGUCUAAAUACUGAAAACUUUUCAUAGAUAGGGAGCGGAAUGUUCCCCUCUUCCUCUUCCCUCACUUUUUCCCAUUAUCCAUCAUAAACUCCAUAAUCUAGAAGGUAGUUUUACUGCUCUACCCCUUGGCAGUUGCUGGGCCUGAAAGCACUUAUAUUCGCUUGGUUUCCUUAAACCAGGAGUGAGGAACUUUUGGCCCUCCAGAUGUUGCGGAACUACAACUAUCAAUCCCAGUAAGCAUGGGCAAUGGCCAGCAAUGAUGGGAGUUGUAGUUCAGCAACAUCUAGAGGACCAAAGAUUUUCUACCCCUGCCUUAAACCAUUAUAACCCCUGAAUUGGAGAGGGAUGCAGAGAAAAACCCAACAGAAAUUGUUUUAAAAGAUUUGGGGCACGUGGGGAUUUUAAAAGAUUUGGGGCACGUCUGUGGGGAGAGACACAAGAACUGGAAUGUUUCAGAGUUCAUUUUACAGUGAACAGGAAGAGAAAUAUAUGGAGUAUCAGCAAAAGCAAUGGCUUUUUCAGAAAGAAAU
Molecule: messenger RNA, 2794 nt
Organism: Podarcis muralis (Common wall lizard)
Lineage: Eukaryota; Metazoa; Chordata; Lepidosauria; Squamata; Lacertidae
Biological process (GO): activation of GTPase activity
Molecular function (GO): GTPase activator activity
Source: RefSeq, a predicted model, not a curated record